Molecule: messenger RNA, 3924 nt
Organism: Vicia faba (fava bean)
Lineage: Eukaryota; Viridiplantae; Streptophyta; Magnoliopsida; Fabales; Fabaceae
Source: the annotation of a GenBank genome assembly
AUGUCUACAACGAAAAUGAACAGCACCGCCAAAUCGUGCCCUCUCACCGUCACCGUUCGCCGGAACCCUCCCCGGAGAGCUCGUGCUACUCCUUCACACGGAAUCACGCCGUUUCCCAAUGAAGAAAUUUUGUCUGAGCAGAUAUCAAAAUUUCCAGCAGCAACGUUAGAGGAUGAUGAGAUUCUGAAAAAUCCAUCAACAAUCGAGAGUGAGAAUCUGAUAAAUCCACCAACAUCAGAGACCGAGAAUCUGAUAAUUCCAUUGGAGAAUGAGAAUCUGAAAGUGUUUCUCAGAAUCCGUCCAUCUCAACCUCCAAAUCAAGCUCCGCGCGUGAAAACCAAAGCCGCGUGGCCGAAAACUCAAACGAAGAAUGUAACUAACAAUUCGAAGAAGAAAAGCUCCUCUUCGUGUAUAUCCAUUAACGAUUCACAGUCAGUGACGUUAUUAGUUCCAUCGGAUUUGCAAGACGCGAAGAGAGUGAAAUCGGAAACAUACGGUGGUUUUACUCACGUGUUUCCUUCCAAUUCAUCUCAGUUGGAAGUUUACGAGAGAAUGGUGAAACCUAUGGUGGAUGAGUUUACCAAGGGUAAAAGUGGAAUGUUGGCUGCUUUAGGUCCCAGUGGGUCUGGGAAGACUCACACGGUUUUCGGAACCCCGAGGGAUCCUGGAAUGGUGCCUCUUGUCCUGCGACAUAUUUUCAAGGAGACUGAGGCUUCUAGAUCCUAUUACAUAGCUAUAUUUGAGAUAUAUACUGAACGGGGAAAAUCAGAAAAACUGUUUGAUUUAUUACCAGAUGGCAGUGAACUAAGUAUGCAGCAAUCCACCAUAAAAGGCCAGAAAGAGGUUCUCAUCUCUAAUGCUGAACAGGCAGAAUCUUUGAUAGCACAAGCUGUGAUAAAACGUGCAACUGCAAUGACAAAUACCAACAGUCAGUCGAGCCGGUCACAGUGCAUCAUGAACAUUCGCGAUGUUCCUAAAAAAGGUAAAGGAGUGGCCAAUUCUAAGUCAAACAAUGCUGUUUUGACUAUCAUUGACCUUGCUGGAGCUGAAAGAGAAAAAAGAACAGGAAAUCAGGGGACAAGAUUGGUUGAAAGCAAUUUUAUCAACAACACGUUGAUGGUGUUUGGCUUAUGUUUAAGAUCUUUAUUGGAGCACCAAAAAAAUCCCAAGAAACAAUUGCAGAAGCACUUCCAAAAUUCUAUGUUAACAAGGUAUCUGCGGGAUUAUUUGGAGGGCAAGAAGCGCAUGACCUUGCUUUUAACAGCAAAGUCAGGAGAGGAUGAUUAUCUCGAUACUUCCCACCUACUUAGACAAGCUUCUCCUUACAUGCAAAUCAAGUAUAAUGAAGUUGAACCAUCAAUAAAUAUGGUUCCCAAAAAAAGGAAUCACCAAGCUUCUUCCAUAAUUGAUAGUGCAAAACAAUCACCUUCAUUAGAUCAUUUAAAGAGAAUGAAAUUCGUUGGUGAACACACUGUGCAGAAGGCUGAAAAAGGCGUUGAAGAAUGUAACACUUUGAAGAAAGAUACUUCAACAGUGUCUAAAUUCGAUGCUAGCAGUACUGACCCUGAAAAGGGUGUUGAAGAAUGUAACACUUCGAAAAAAGAUACUUCAACAGUGUCUAAAUUCGAUGCUAGCAGUACUGACCCUGAAAAGGGUGUCGAAGAAUGUAACACUUCGAAGAAAGAUACUUCAACAGUGUCUAAAUUCGAUGCUAGCAGUUCUGUCCCUUUGAAGUCAGAGUGCGAUAGCCAUGUCGGAAGCGAGAGAAGUCACAUUAUAAUGACAAAUUUUGCAAGAGUUAUAUGGAAUGUAUUGAAGCAAUACAAUUCCAAAUUUAAGGUUGCGGAAAGGGAAAUACUCAGUCUCAAAGAAAGCAUAGGAUAUGAAAAGAAAAGAAAUCUAGAGUUACAAACGCAGCUGAAUGCCUUCAGGGCUGCCUGUACUUGUUGCAAAGGAGGAAAUGAAAAAACCAAUAUUGAAGAUGGUUCAUUAGUUGAUCUUGAUCACUUGCAUGAUUUGGACCAACAGGAAACCUUUGAGGCAGAGUCAUCAUCUGAGCCUAGAAUUGACCUGUCAGAUGAAGAGCGUAUACUGGGUACUACUAGUACAAAGUUAGAUUCUAAAAAAUCAGAAAGGAAAGUUUCAGUCUCCCUGUCAAAGUCAGGGCAUCGUAAUGCUUUGGAGGCCGAUGAUGAGAGCAAGGAUACAUUUCAUGCACAACCUUCUUCUGAGCCUAUACUUAAUGUGUCCAAUGAAGAGACUAUUGUUUUUUCUGAGCCUAUACUUAAUGUGUUCAAUGAAGAGCCUAUUGUUUCUUCCCACACACAGUUAGAUUCUGAAAAAUCAGAUAGGGAAGUCUCUGUUUCAUGGUCCAUGCCUGAGUGUCAUAAUGAUUUGGAAGUAGAUGCUAUGUGCAUGAUAUCUAGCGAAUUUAAUGUGGAGUCAUCAUCUGAGCUGAGACUUGAUCAGUCAGAUGCCGAGCUUAAGCUUUGUUCUACAUGUUCAGAGCUGGAUUAUGAAAAAUCAGACAGGAAACUCUCCGUCUCAUUGUCAAAGUCAGGGCAUCAUAAUGCUUUGGAGGUUGAUGCUAUGGACAAGAUGCCUUGUGAAAUAUUUAAUUCAGAGUCAUCACCUGAGCCGCCUAAUGAAGAACAUAUGCUUGGUUCUACCUGCACGGUGUUGGAACCUGAAAAUUCAGAUAGGGAAGUCUCAGGAUCAUUAUCAAACUCAGGAAUUCACGAGGCUUUUGAAGUUAAUGCUGUGAGGACCGUACCUAAUGAAAUGUUGAAUGCAGAGUCACCAUCUAAGCCUAGAAUUGACCAGUUGGGUGAAGAACAUACGCUUGAUUCUACCUGUACGAAGUUAGAUUCUGAAAUACCAGAUAGGGAAGUCACAGUCUCUUCAUCAAAGCCUGGGCAUGAUAAUUCUUUGGAGGUUGACGUUGAAACAUUAAAUGCCGAGUCACCAUCUAACCCUAGAAUUGACCAGUUGGAUGAAGAACAUAUGCUUGAUUCUACCUGUACGAAGUUAAACUCUGAAAUACCAGAUAGGGAAGUCUCAGUCUCUUCACCAAAGCAUGGGCAUCAUGAUUCUUUGGGGGUUGAUGCUGAAACUUUAAAUGCAGAGUCACCAUCUAAGCCUAGAAUUGACCAGUUUGGUGAAGAACAUAUGCUUGGUUCUACUUGUACGAAGUUAGACUCUGAAAUACUAGAUAGGGAAGUCACAGUCUCUUCACCAAAGCCUGAGCAUGAUAAUUCUUUGGAGGUUGACGCUGAAACUUUAAAUGCAGAGUCACCAUCUAAGCCUAGAAUUGACCAGUUCGGUGAAGAACAUAUGCUUGGUUCUACCUGUACGAAGUUAGACUCUGAAAUACUAGAUAGGGAAGUUACAGUCUCUUCACCAAAGCCUGAGCAUGAUAAUUCUUUGGAGGUUGAUGCUGAAACAUUUCAACCACAGACAUCAUCUGAGCCUAUGACUGGUCCUGGCAGACAGUUAGAUACAGAUAAAUCAAAUAGUUUAGUCUUGGAUAUUUCGGGCUCCUCGUCAAAACCAGGGGAUCAAAAGGAUUUGGUAGUUGAAACUAAGAGCAAGAUACCGAGUGAAUUGUUAGAUUCUUCGCUAUCAACAAGAAAUGACAAUUUGGAUCCUUCAUUGCCUAAAGAUGUCUCAUCUACUAAAACCCAGAGUGAUAAAGGAGUCAAAAACUCUGCCAGCAAGCCUCCUAGGUCGAAAAGGACACUUAUGCCUUCCUCAUCCUUGUUAUCAAGAAACUUGAGCACCUUUGAUCUUUUUGACGAAUCCGAGAAAUCAAAGGAGAACAGGGGCACAAGGAAGUUAGGUGCACGCGAUGAUCCUAAAAGAUCAAAUGGAAGUAUUUCUCUGCUCCACAUGCUCCAAGGUAGAAAAGGAAAUAUUCGUCACUAG